Messenger RNA from Cotesia congregata, 1410 nucleotides. The record is from the annotation of a GenBank genome assembly. Lineage: Eukaryota; Metazoa; Arthropoda; Insecta; Hymenoptera; Braconidae.
AUGGAAGGUGGCCCUUUUGACGACCAACUAUUUUCUGAUUUUGGUGGCCGUACUGGUUCUGGAGUGCAUAGUAUUCAAGUGAUGUUAGGAUUACAUGGAACAUCUCAUACUGCAGAUCUUAUACCACCAGGUGGUCAUUUACACAAACUUGACUCAUCUGACGGCUCACCUUCUCAUCAUCAGAAUCCUCAUCAUCUUCAAUCAAUACAGCAACAACAAUCACAACAACAAUCGCAGCAACAACCGCAACAACAACAGCAACAACAACAACAACAAAAAGAGCUCAAGGAUCUUGAACUCACUGGAAUUUAUUCACCUUCAACACAAACUCAAGAUGUUACCACAUCAACUACCGCUUCACCAACGUCUAGUUCUAUAGCUCUGCAACAAAAUCUUCAUUUAAACAAUACUCUUAAGCGGAAGUCCGAUGAUUCAAUUAAUUCAAUAGCACAUGUUACAAGCGAUUCUCAACCUCCUAAGAAAGAUUCAAAAAAGAAAGCUGACAACAAUGGAAUUAAAAAAAAGAAAACAAGAACAACUUUUACUGCGUAUCAAUUAGAAGAAUUAGAGCGGGCAUUUGAACGUGCUCCUUAUCCGGAUGUAUUUGCAAGAGAAGAGCUGGCACUUAAGCUAGCUCUUUCGGAAUCACGAGUUCAAGUAUGGUUCCAAAACCGUCGAGCCAAAUGGCGUAAGAGAGAGCCACCUCGCAAAACUGCAGGGUAUAUGACCGCCGGUUCAGCAAGUCCUGGGUUAACAGGAUCAUUUUCUUCAUUAAAUAAUAGCCUCAACCCUUUCACUUCAAGCACAAAUGUUGCAACAGCAACACCACCAGAUGCCUGGGCUUAUUCUCCAGCUUAUGACCUCGCGCCUCAUCUUAAUCUUCUCAGUCCUUCAAAUUCACCAUAUUCAAGUUCCUUCGCAGGCCCAAGUAAUAAUGGAUCUGCAUAUUCUUACGCGACAAUGCUACCACAACACGACACAUCACUUUUUUCUGCACCUUCAAAUAACACAAUGCGUGUUCAUCAAGAUUAUAUGACUGCAACUAAUAAUAGCCCACCACCAGCUCUAAUGCGAGCUGAUUACCAAAGUAUGGUAUCAGCACACUCGCCUCAACACUCAAAUCAUCUUGGUUCAAGCGGAAAUGUUAAUUCUAUGUCAGAAGAUGAACAUCAACAAAACAAACAACUUGAAUACGUAGCUGGUCUCAGUCCAACUGACAAAUAUCAUCAUGAUCAAUCAGAUUAUACGUCUCAUCAUCAUCAACAAUCUCAAGAAUCUUCUCAUCAAAAACAAGGAUACGGUAUAUCAUCAUCACCACCUUCUACUCGUCAAGCUAUUAAAGAUGAAGUCCUUGUUAAAAGUGAACCUACCGGACAACAAAGUUAUGUGCUUCCGUCUUUUUUGAAUUAA